Messenger RNA from Patella vulgata (common limpet), 2335 nucleotides. Its product is annotated as beta-1,3-galactosyltransferase 1-like. The transcript is spliced from 4 exons. The record is from RefSeq and is a predicted model, not a curated record. The coding region runs from base 439 to 1584 and encodes 381 amino acids. Gene Ontology annotation, cellular component: membrane. NCBI's taxonomy places the organism in Eukaryota, Metazoa, Mollusca, Gastropoda, Patellidae. Gene Ontology annotation, molecular function: hexosyltransferase activity.
GUGAUUGUAGCGGCCAAGCGAAUAUUCACUGCGGAUCAGUGUGACAAUUAGCAUCUCCCGUGUUGAGCCGACUUAUUGUGUGGUGGCUUAUUGUAUGCCUGGUUGAUCUCGACAACAUCAAGAGACAACGUACUCCAUCGAAGAUGAAUUGAAUGGUGGGGUUGUUGAACGUGUUCCGAUGUUCUUCCAGAGAUAUGUUGUUGAGUAAUUAUCAAGACCAUCACUGUAAUUGGCUAGUAGGCAUAAUUCAAACACAAGCGUUGCCAAUGGAGAUCCGGGCCUGCUCCUGGUGAUACACCGACAGUAAGGGUGUAUAACGUUUAUUCAUUUACCACAACAUUGUUCUUGUCUGCGGUAUUACUGUGAAAGGAGACCUUAAUCCGCCAGCUACUACUACAGCAUUGUUCGGAUUAAAGUGAAGCAGAAGAUGGAAAAUUAAUGUACAUAUGUAAAUUAGAGGUUAUUAUGAAGAUGAGACAACUUUUAAACAGGACAAAAUGUUUUGUUCUUAUAUCCGUUACAUCUGUGUUCUCUUUACUUCUCUUAUUCCUUCAUGGUAACCGUUAUCAACAAAUGCACAGAACCUAUGAUACCAGACCUACCGUUCAACAAUUUCAUCAAAUUCCAACUGUAAUGUAUACUACUACAGUUUAUGAGUAUCCGGAUAAUUACACACAGUACUUCAAAGCUGACCUCAAUCGUGAAGUGACGCCUCUUAAUUUUAAAACGCUGAUUGACAGACCCGGUUUCUGUGACAAAAAUUCUACAUUUUUGAUGGUUAUAAUUCUAACUAUGCACAGUCAUCUGGAACUGCGUAAUAGUAUUCGUACAACUUGGGGUGCUGCUGCACGAACCGGUCGCUGGGCGGGUAAAUCGUUAUCACAAUCAGUGCAAUAUCUUUUUCUGUUGGGAAUAAAUAACUAUUCACAGUGGAAUAAAAAGGUAGAAGCAGAGGCGAAUAUACAUGAGGAUAUUUUAAUGUUUGACUAUACAGAAAGCUACAAUAAUUUAACGUAUAAAGUUUUAACAGGUCUCCAGUGGUUACAGAAAAAUUGCGUUGACAUUAAAUACGUUAUGAAAAUUGAUGAAGACACUUUUAUACAUCUUCCACGUCUCCUCGAAAAACUCUCCAGUCCAGAUUGGAAUCAAAGUAUUUGUGGUUUUUAUACAGAGUCAGAAGCGGUCAUGAAAACAUCGAAAAACGCCAAUGAUUUUUCUGUGUAUCCAUUUAAUCACUAUCCGCCGCAUGUAAAAGGAAAUAUAUAUUUCAUGCCAUUUUCAAUAGCUUCUCGCUUAGUGAAUGUGUCCAGACAUUUUGUUUUUAAUGUUAUAGAAGACGUGCAUAUUACUGGAAUAUUAGCCAGAGUUAUCGGUUUCCGUAACAAAUACAAAGGUUUUACAAGAGCGGAAUAUAGCCGUAGUAUACCAGCGUCCGCUUGUGAUAUAGCCACUGGUAUAAGGGUGGCCUCCACACAUACCUCCCCUGCAUAUUAUUCUGAAAUAUGGAACAAAAUAAAUGACCCAGAAACAUGUUUAUCAAUUAGGCAACAAAUACAAAAAUAUUUUGCUGGGAACGCCGGGUGAAAUCCACGAAAACACAUAAUCCGGAACGUGAUUAAUUCCCCAAUCUGUUGUGGGCUUUAUUGAUGAUUGUUAGCCAGGGGAUAAAGCCCAAUUUUUACCACGGAUUCCACAUCUCAACGACUUGGUACGUUAAACAUUAUAUCUGGCCUAUCAUGUCGGACGUCGCAAGUUUUGUAUACAAUCUAUUUUGUUCUAAUUACUUAGUAUACUCAAAUCAAAUCGACGAAGAUUUCAAAUCGCCAAGUUUUGCAUAUGUCCUAAUUUCAUGUAAGUAGUCAAUUCAGUUCAAAUAAAAUGAUUGCAUCAAUCAAAUCAGUGGAGAUUCCAAAGCGUAAAUGCCAGUUGAAUUAAUAACAAAUUCAAUUUGAUGUAUUUUGUGGCAUUAAUAAGAAAUAAAAUGGAGUUUAGCGUCCUACUAUUCUACAACAAGUACUACUUAAGUAAGGCUACAUUUCGACAUAUUUGGUCGUAUUACAAGAAGAAAAUGGGAUUUAACGUCCUAUACUAUUCUGUAUAUCUGCACUAAUUAUGACUAAGAAAAGUAAUCUUUAUACCCAAUUCAUCAUUUCCGAUCAGUUCAGGUUAUAUACAUACAUUGUAUGAUGUUAUUUUAUUUUUUUGCUAUUUCAUCAACGGAUAUUAAUAAUAGUGUACUAUUAUAUUUUUAAAAUUGUUUCAUAUUUGUAAAUUUUGCAUUUUUAAACUUUUAAUUGAUUUUAUUUAAUGUAAGCUAAUUAUAUAAGUAAUGUAA